Molecule: messenger RNA, 546 nt
Organism: Sesamum indicum (sesame)
Lineage: Eukaryota; Viridiplantae; Streptophyta; Magnoliopsida; Lamiales; Pedaliaceae
Source: RefSeq, a predicted model, not a curated record
AUGGUAGACUAUCAGAUUGGUAAUGCGAAUUCAUUUUAUCUGUGGCAUGAUCCAUGGCAUCAUCUUGGUCCCCUUAUUGAGAGAUUCCCACAGGGUCCACGUAUGCUUGGGCUUCGGACUACGGACAAGCUCAGCAGUGUUAUUAUAGAGGGGCAAUGGCAUUGGCCUCUUGUUAUGUACAUUGAGUGCUUGGAGAUUUUGCAUGCAUUGCCAAUAAUUCAUGGCGAGACAUAUCGCAUUAUUUUGCGAUUUGAGACGGGACGACUUACAGUUGCAUCUCUUUAUAGGCUAUUGGACCCACCAGGACCCAAGGUAGAUUGGUCUUCAUUACUCUCGGGUUCUCUGAAGAUCCCCAGGCAUAAUUUCAUCGUAUGGCUUGUGAUUUUGGGAAAACUAUCCACAGCUGAUAAACCAUGGCUAUCAUACCUAGGCGCCUGUAUAUUAUGUGAUGAGGACGCAAUGGAGACACAUACUCAUCUAUUCUUUCGAUGCCGUUAUGCCAGAAACUGCCAAACAGCGAUUCGAUGGAUUGUUCGGUUUGAAUGA